UAGCACUUUCAGUUGCGUCGUCGCGUUCCGCAGAGUUGAACGUAUUUUGUACCAGAACGUAACAGCGAGUACGAAAUUCGCGCGCCAAAUCGAAAAUCGCUGAAUUUCUUUCCAAAUUUAAAAUUUUGACUGCCAGUGCUAUUUAAUUUCUGAACAAUGGUCAGAUGAUUUAUUUUUAUUUUUUUUACAGUGUAGUUUAACGUUUUCGGACUUUGAAUUUGCGUUUGAAAGACUUAUUAGCAUUUAGGCAAAUUUUGGUCUCUCUGGCUGUGUUUUAGUUAUUUAGGUGUUGAAACUGCCAUGGCGAAUAUACUCAACUUCGCUGGUCUACUGGCGUUGGCUGUAUGCUCCUCACUCCUCGAGGUGACUGCCUACCAUGGAGCUGAUCUGCCCCCCGGCCCUUACUGUAGGAGAGGACCAAUUCAAUGCUGUGCAGAUAGGAAGGAUGACUGCUCACACGAAAUUCUUGGCACGAAAUGCUACUGCGACGAAUUCUGCAAUCGCAACCAUGACGACUGCUGUCCCGAUUAUGAGGAGGUUUGCCUGGGCAUCACUCCCACCACGUCUCCGAAACCCCCCGAGCCUCUCAUCACGCCUUGCUACGAGGGGAACACGAAGUACUUCCCGGGGGAUAAGAUCAACAGGGGCUGUAAUCAGUGCGAAUGCAUAUCCGACCCGUACAACCCAGCCAACACAACGUGGAGAUGUGACAACGACGAAUGUCUCAUGGACGACCACCUGGUCAGCGAAGUGAACUACAGACAGAACAAGUGGCGAGCAAGACGAUACAGCGAGUUUGAGGGCAAGAAACUGAAGGACGGCAUAAUCUAUAAACUUGGCACCCUGAACUUCGACCCCCAAACUCUGAUGAUGAACGUCAUCCGAUACGACAAGGAGAUCCAAUACCCGACCAGCUUCGACGCGAGGAGACAUUGGCCGACGUACAUAUCUCCCGUGAUAGACCAGGGCUGGUGUGGCUCUGACUGGGCUGUUUCUAUCGCUGGCGUGGCUUCAGAUAGAUUCGCAAUCCAGUCUCGUGGAGCUGAGAACGUUGUGCUUAGUCCACAAACCCUCCUGUCUUGCAACUGGCGUUACCAGGAAGGCUGCAAGGGCGGCCAUAUUGACGUUGCUUGGAACUUCGCCAGGACUCAUGGGCUGGUCGAAGAAGACUGCUUCCCCUACACAGCAUCCAUGAGCAAAUGCCGCAUCUCCAAACGUUUGGACUUAGCUGGUAACGGCUGCAGGGCUUCAGGCCAGAGGACCCAGCUGUAUAAAGUCGGCCCCCCCGGCUGGUUGAAGCAGGAAUACGACAUCAUGUAUGAUAUUAUGGAGUCUGGACCGGUACAAGCUGUCAUGACGGUGUACCAAGACUUCUUCCAUUACCGCGACGGCAUCUACAGACACUCGAGGUUUGGCAACAACUACUUCAAGGGUCUCCACAGCGUGAGGAUCGUCGGCUGGGGUGAAGAGGCAGGAGACAAGUAUUGGAUUGUCGCCAACAGCUGGGGUCCAGAAUGGGGGGAGAACGGCUACUUCCGAAUCGCACGCGGCGAAAAGGAGUCCGGUAUAGAAUCGUUCGUGGUCACAGUUCUCAGUAACGUGGUCAAAGCGAACAAAUAACAGCGGCGGAACACGCUGGUCAGGCCAUUAUGCGUGGUCACAAGGGCCUUGGUGACCAGGAGAGGGAUAGUGUUGUUGAAUAGUACUAUUAGCAGACCGAUUAAUUGAAUCUUUAAUAGUUUUUUUUUUCGAAUGGUAAUGUUUAUAAUGAUGGUUUUUACAAAAAAAAAUUCUUCGAAUGUCUUAAAAUAUUCUGUGAUUUUUUUUUGUAAGCGUAAAGGAUAAAAGACGACUUUACCUUCAUUGUAUAUUCUUCUAUAUUGAGGGCAAGAGCUAGGUAAUUGACCGGUAUAUAAGGUGCGCUACUCGUAUCAAUAUAAAUUAAGUGGAAACGAUAACUCAGUUAGAGUAGGCUCUAAAGACAGUAUAUUUUCACUUUGUAUAUCAUCUUAUUAUUCAAAUGUAUGCCCUUAAAAAACUUACAACAUAUAAAAUCUGUUAUUUAUGUAAGAAUUCAAUUAAUUGGUCUGUUUAUAGCGCAAGUUCAUAUAUUUUUCGUAACUUAAACAUUUUUAAUAUGUUUCUUAUUUUUGGAAGAAAUUUAUAUUGUGAACAUAAGAGUUCUAUUUUUUUAAUCUCGCUUUAGGCUACCAAAAUCACAUUAGUUAUUUAAAAGUAGGUAUUUUUUUGUUUGGAACAACAGUGUGGUAGUAGAACUUAAGGUCCGAUUACACCAAAGUCAGAAGUAAGUUUUAAACCUUUUUUCGCAAAAUAUUACAUUUUCAUAAUAUCACGUCUUAUAUCUUUUGGUGUGGCCGGGCCCUAAAGCAUUAAACUUAUGCUAACAGUUAUUCUAACAGUUUAAAAUAUGUGGAAUUAAAAAGGGAUGAAAAAUGUCUCAAUAGCUUCUAUUAUUAGUAUUUUGUUCUCUCUCGUACAAUAAAAGUAACAAAUAAACAAUUAAGUAUUAGGUUUAUUAAUUUUUUUAUGUGUAAAACGUUUGGUGAUAAAAAAUAUGGCGCUUAAUAAAAACUCGCUGGCAUGGACGCCAUGACAUUAGGAGCGCGGCGUCAAAAUUAAAGAAAGCUUCUACCUAUAUUCUUUAUGGUUUUUCAUAUCAUAAUAUAACUUUUUCUACUACCACACUGCAUUGCGUUGUCUUUUGCGAUUAAUAAAUCGGAUUGUGGUUGGUACCUACCUUGUGCACGGGGAAUCUCAUUACCGACGGUCCAUAUGUUAAUAAAAAUAUAGUAUUUCUAUAGAAUAAUAAAUGCACUUUAUACAAGUCGAAUUAACCCCUUACUCUUGCACAGAUAUAAAUUGUAAUAUUUGAUUACUUAUAGCUUAUUAGUUUUGUAAUGUAACUGCCAAUGUAUGUAGAAAGGUCGCAUUAAAUCCAGCGAGGUUAUUUGCGAACGUUGUUAAGACAUACUUUUGUCUUAUCUCACCUUUCUGCCUACCUGAGGUUGAUUGGAAAGAGAUAGCUACAUUUUUGAUAACUAAACUGGAGUAAUAGCCCAAAAUACACACCAUCUGCUUCUGGAUAUACGAACGUUGACAAGGAACAUGUCUUAUUAUACCUCUCUCUCUCUAACUCUGGGGUUAACCAAUAAGAUGAAAAGAGAAGACGUGAUUUCUCAACGUUUGUGAAUAAUGAGGCUGAGGGCUCCAAAUUUUCCGUUUACAGAAUCAACCUCUUUGUUACGAUUACCAAAAUAAUGCUGUCUCUUAUGCUUAUUUGUUACUUAGAAUACGAUCUCCAAACGAUUAGGAACGUAAGACGUAUAUUUUUGUAUGGUAUUUUGUACGGUUGUAUCAACUCGAUUAUUAGGGACUAUUGACAAUUAUAUGCAGCGACAUCUAUCGGCGACACGCGAAAUUUUUAUUUUUAAUACAGAAUAAGGUAACAGAUGGCGCUGUAUAUAAACAUUCAAAACUAAAUCGCGCAGGAAAAGUAUUGUACAUUGACGCGAAUAUCGCUAGUUUGUCUAUUUUAUCGAGUUAAAGGUAAUGUUAGGUCUCUGGAAUUGGUUUAAAGUUAAAACAUAAUACCAGUAACACAUCAAUUAUAUCCCAUAAACACAUGAAAGUUAAAAGAAAUCGAAUGCGCCAUUUUAUAUUACUGUCUCUUACCAACCGAAUGAUAACGACAAAGAUGGCGAUACAAAAUGGCGUCAUAUUUUUUUUAGCUUUAACCGAUUCCAGUGUGAAAUGUAAAAAUGCGCUUUGGUUUCCAUAUUUAUAUAUUUUUAUUCAAACACGUAUUUAAUUAUGUAUUUGAAUGUUAGUAUUAUUAACUGCCAUUUAAAUAUAAGUUUCUUUACUUGUAAACUUUGACAAAAGGCUUGACAAUAGUUAAGGCACUUUAAAAAUAUAAUGUUCUUUUUUUUUGCAGCCUCUUUUUAAAACAUUUUUUUUUACUAGUAAGUAAUAAAGAUAAAAUUCACAUUUGGUUUUUUUAUGUAAAUAAAUUUCUAACUUUUCAAAGGUUUAUAAGUGAAGACAAUUUCUUAAUUUAUAAAUUAAAUAAAAAAAAAAACUAGUCUUAGUCCAACAUUAUAACGUAAAUUAAGUAAUUAUAUAAAACUUAACGUAAAAUAUCGUAUUCUUUUAUAAUAAGCUCUUAAUAUAAAUUUACUUAUGGAAUGUAAUACGUGCAAACAGUAAAAUAGAAAUAAUAAAAUUUGGUCAUUAUUAUGCCAUAAGAAUGUUGGCUUCGUCUAACCCGCGAGGGAUAAUAGACGUGAUAAUAUGUAUGUAUAAAUAUGGUUAUUUGAGGAAUACAUGCACAAUUUACUAUAAUUAAUUUAAUAUAAUGAGUGGUCGCGACGCGGCAUUUAAAAAAAGCGACUGUAAAUUAACUAUGAAUUUGCCUUUUAAGAAAAAAAAAAUGUCGCGUAGAGACUUGUUUCAAUGUUAAUUGACCCUAUAGAUAUUCUUGAUAAUAUAAUUAUCUAUAUAUAUAAAAAAAGAAGUGGCCAUAAGUAAUAGUGGUGUCAAUUUUAACAAUUACUUAGUGUAAUUUCUAUAAAUUACUUAAUAAUUUUUAAACAAGUAUUUUUUUUUAACUAUCACAAGCACUAUAUAACAAACAAUAACAUAAUUUAUUAGUGAUAAUAGUUGUAACGAAGUUAAUAAAUGUUGGAAAAUAUA
Messenger RNA from Amyelois transitella, 4713 nucleotides. RefSeq lists its product as uncharacterized. Gene Ontology annotation, cellular component: lysosome. Lineage: Eukaryota; Metazoa; Arthropoda; Insecta; Lepidoptera; Pyralidae. Gene Ontology annotation, molecular function: cysteine-type peptidase activity. The transcript has 9 exons. Bases 301 to 1620 code for a protein of 439 amino acids. The record is from RefSeq and is a predicted model, not a curated record. Gene Ontology annotation, biological process: proteolysis.